This is a messenger RNA of Dama dama (fallow deer), 927 nucleotides long. RefSeq names its product olfactory receptor 4C11-like. Gene Ontology annotation, molecular function: G protein-coupled receptor activity; olfactory receptor activity. NCBI's taxonomy places the organism in Eukaryota, Metazoa, Chordata, Mammalia, Artiodactyla, Cervidae. The record is from RefSeq and is a predicted model, not a curated record. Gene Ontology annotation, cellular component: membrane. Gene Ontology annotation, biological process: G protein-coupled receptor signaling pathway.
AUGCAGCAAAAUAACAGUGUAAUGGAGUUCAUACUGUCAGGAUUGACUCAAGAUCCUAAGAGACAGAAAAUGGUAUUUGUAAUCUUCAUUUUCUAUGUAGGAACAUUGAUGGGUCAUUUGCUUGUUAUUACGACCAUAAAAUUCAGCUGUACACUUGGGAGCCCCAUGUACUUUUUCCUAUUUUAUUUGUCUUUGGUUGAUACCUGCUUUUCAACUUCAGUAGCCCCGAGAUUAAUUGUGGAUGCCCUGUUUGCAAAGAAAAGCAUAUUUUACAAUGAGUGCCUGACUCAAGUCUUUGCACUGUAUUUAUAUGGAUGCAUGGAGAUCUUUGUCCUGGUCCUCAUGGCCAUGAAUCGGUAUGUGGCUAUCUGUAAGCCCUUGAAUUACGCAACCAUCAUGAGCCGGCAAGUCUGCAUUAUCCUGAUUGUUCUUGUAUGGAUAGGGUCUUUUACACAUUCUGUGGCUCAGAUUAUUCUGGCCUUGAGAUUGCCCUUCUGCGGAUCCAAUUUGAUUGAUCACUAUUGCUGUGAUAUGCAGCCACUGUUGAAACUUGCCUGCAUGGAUAUUUAUGUGAUGAACUUACUGAUGGUGAUUAAUAGUGCACUUUGUGCAAGCAAUUUUAUUAUUCUGAUGAUCUCUUACAUUGUUAUCUUGCAUUCGCUGUGGAACCACAGUGCAAAAGAGAGGAAAAAGCCCCUCUCCACCUGCACUUCCCAUGUUAUUGUAGUUGUCUUAUCAUUUGGUUCAUGUAUAUUUAUAUAUACUCAGCCCCCAACCACAUUCCCCAUGGACAAAAUGUUGGAAGUAUUUUACAUGAUUGGAACACCCUUCCUCAAUCCACUCAUCUACACAUUGAGGAAUGCAGAAGUGAAAAAUGCCAUGAGAAAGUUAUGGCAUGUCAGAAUUACCUCAGAAAGCAAAAGAUGA